AAUAUUAUUAUCUUCAUGGAUUUCAGAGUGGAGAGUAUGAGGUGUGGGGAGAACAUGGUGUUCACAGUGGAGUCACAAAAGGCGGUUCCAGCACCAUUCUUGACAAAGACAUAUCAGCUGGUUGAUGAUCCUCUCACUGAUCACGUUGUGUCUUGGGGUGAUGAUCAUACCACCUUUGUUGUUUGGAGGCCUCCUGAGUUUGCCAGAGAUCUUCUUCCUAACUACUUCAAACACAACAAUUUCUCCAGCUUUGUUCGGCAGCUCAACACCUAUGGUUUCAAAAAGAUAGUUGCGGAUAGAUGGGAGUUUUCAAACGAGUACUUCAGAAAAGGAGCAAAGCACUUGCUAUCCGAAAUCCACAGAAGAAAAACUUCACAACAACAUCAACAACCUCAAAACUACCAUCAUCACCAUCAUGAUCACCUACUCAUGAAUUCCCAUUUCUUCCAAGCCCUAGAUCAUGAUCAUCACAAAACUAGUACUAAUUUUGGCUGGAACAACAUUAACAUUCUAGAAACUUCUUCUCUGGCGCCGUCUCCGAAAACUUGCACUAGUGAUGAUCAUAAUAUUCUAACAUCUCUCACCGAAGAUAACCAAAGGCUUAGGAGAAAAAACUUUUUGCUCUUAUCGGAACUCACACACAUGAAGAGCCUCUACAACGACAUCAUUUACUUCAUCCAAAACCAUGUAAAGCCAGUUAUGCCCUCCACAUUGAGUCCAAUCUCUACCGUCAAUUCUAGUAGUAUUCCGAAGCUUGUAGGGCUCGGUUCUUCGUCUCCGGUUCCAGCUGUUUCCGAGGUUAAAACCAUGGCCAUUUCUGAAAUUUGUGGCUCGGGUAAUAGUCGUGAGAUUAGUGAGGAGAAAAAUGGUGGCGUUAAGCUUUUUGGGGUUUCUUUAAGUGGAAGGAAGAGAUUGCAUCCAGAGAAGACGGACCAUAAUUAUGAACUAGACUAG
This is a messenger RNA of Morus notabilis, 954 nucleotides long. Its product is annotated as heat stress transcription factor B-4b. Gene Ontology annotation, cellular component: nucleus. Gene Ontology annotation, biological process: regulation of transcription by RNA polymerase II. The transcript is spliced from 2 exons. Gene Ontology annotation, molecular function: RNA polymerase II cis-regulatory region sequence-specific DNA binding; DNA-binding transcription factor activity. Lineage: Eukaryota; Viridiplantae; Streptophyta; Magnoliopsida; Rosales; Moraceae. The coding region runs from base 16 to 954 and encodes 312 amino acids. The record is from RefSeq and is a predicted model, not a curated record.